AUGACGAAUCUGUCGCACUUUGUCGACGUCAACGUGGCGGCCCUGGCCACCGACGCGGGCUACUUUGCCAAACUUCCCGCGACCAAUAUCAUCGAGCCAGCAAUCUCGCUGCUCGCUUACCACGACGACUUUUACCGUGUGCUGGGCCGAGAUGCCAAGGCGCGGAAGGUCUGGGAUCUCCCCUGGGAAGCGUUCCAUGAGGCGGGCAUCUACAACAAGCGGGACAACUCCCUCUACGUCACGUCAAAUUUCCAGAGCCUCAAGGACAAUAUCAACAUCACCGUCGUGUCGCUCGACUCCGAUGACUAUCCGUUCUACAGCACGCAGUUCCCAGACUUGGCCGAGGCAAAUGGAGGAACAAACUACUAUCCUCCGGGAGCCAAGCGGAACCAGACACCGCCAAUGCAGCUUUACUGUGACGAGGGAGACUUUGAGCGUCCCUCGCAGCUUUUGGCCGUUGACCCAAACACCAACAAGUCGACGCCUGUGUUGACAAACUUCCUUGGCCGCAACUUUUCCUCGCUCAACGAUGUCCGACAGCACCCCGUCACCGGCGACCUCUGGUUCACCGACGCAGACUACGGCUACUUCCAGCAUUUCCGCGCGGAGCCUACCCAGCCGAAACAGGUCUACCGCUUUGAACCAGACACGGGCGCCAUCCAGGUCGUCGCCGACGGCUUCGUGCAGCCAAACGGGCUUGAGUUCUCGCCCGAUCUCAAGACCCUGUAUGUCUCCGACACGGGCAGCCAGCAGUUCAAGACAGUCCCCACGGGUCCGUCUUCAAUCUAUGCGUUUGAUGUCAUCGACAAAAAGCGCCUCGCCAACCGCAGGACCUUUGCUUGGGCGGACACGGGUUUUCCCGAUGGCGUGCACUGCGACACCAAGGGCAAUGUCUGGGCAUCGUGCGGAGACGGUGUUCACAUCUGGAACAAAAAGGGCGAGUUCCUGGGCAAGAUAUUUGUCGGCGAGAUGAGCAACAACUUCGCCUUUGCGCCGGGUAAGGUCUUUGUCUUUUCCAAUGCUCGCCUAUGGGUGGUGGAGAAUGUGAAGGCUCAGGGGAGAGAGGUUUGCCAGGACUUUGGCGUCGGGUGUGAUAAAUAG
Messenger RNA from Purpureocillium lilacinum, 1101 nucleotides. RefSeq lists its product as uncharacterized. The record is from RefSeq and is a predicted model, not a curated record. NCBI's taxonomy places the organism in Eukaryota, Fungi, Ascomycota, Sordariomycetes, Hypocreales, Ophiocordycipitaceae.